Messenger RNA from Trichomycterus rosablanca, 2572 nucleotides. RefSeq names its product cadherin 7a (gene cdh7a). Lineage: Eukaryota; Metazoa; Chordata; Actinopteri; Siluriformes; Trichomycteridae. The transcript is spliced from 11 exons. Gene Ontology annotation, biological process: cell-cell junction assembly; cell morphogenesis; adherens junction organization. Gene Ontology annotation, cellular component: adherens junction; catenin complex; plasma membrane. The coding region runs from base 167 to 2572 and encodes 801 amino acids. The record is from RefSeq and is a predicted model, not a curated record. Gene Ontology annotation, molecular function: calcium ion binding; cadherin binding.
CCAGCGUGAUCAGCUCCCACUUCUGCUGUGGUCUGGCUCAUCAAUCACUGCAGCUCUGACUGUCCUCCUGCCCUCCCGAACCCCUCCCGCCCCCCUGAGCACCCUCCCGUCCACUCCUGGAUACUUCGUGAAUUAUUCUCCCCCUCGUUCACCUCCAGCCCACACCAUGAGCGCUACCCGUGGGACGUGGAGUGGACUAAGUACGCUCAGCCUGUUGCUGUUGGUCCACGUGAGGACGAGCUGCCGGGCCAUGGCGCUGAACUCCGUACCCCUGCGUCAGGUAUCGGACGCCCCCCUCGGGGGUGAGGUGGAAGGUGCAGGAUUUCACAGAUGGAAGAGGAACUGGGUGUGGAACCAAUUUUUCGUCCUGGAGGAGUACACCGGGGACGAGCCGCUGUAUGUCGGCAAGUUACACUCAGACGUGGAUAAAGGUGAAGGGAGGGUCAAAUACGUCCUGACGGGCGAGGGCGCCACCAGCAUCUUCACCAUCGACGAGAACACAGGUGACAUCCACGCCACCAAGCGCCUGGACCGCGAGGAGCAGCCGUACUACACGCUGAGGGCCCAGGCCCGCGACCGAUCCACCAACCUGCCCGUCGAACCCGAGUCCGAGUUUGUCAUCAAGGUGCAGGACAUCAACGACAACGAGCCCAGGUUCCCCGACGGCCCGUACCAGGCACAGGUGCCCGAAAUGUCUCCAGUGGGUACGUCUGUGGUGGAGGUGAAGGCGACGGACGCUGACGAUCCUACGUACGGUAACAGCGCCAGAGUCGUCUACAGCAUCCUAGAGGGACAGCCGUACUUCUCCGUCGAACCCAAGACAGGGAUGGUGAGGACGGCUCUGCCCAACAUGGACCGUGAGGCUCGAGAUCAGUACCUGCUGGUCAUCCAGGCCAAGGACAUGGGGGGUCAGAUGGGCGGCCUGUCCGGGACCACCACCGUCACUGUGACCCUGACCGACGUUAACGACAACCCUCCUCGCUUCUCACGCAAAUCCUAUCAGUUCGGCGUGCCCGAGUCCCUGCCCGUGGCGUCGGUGGUGGCCAGGAUCAAAGCCCUGGACGCGGACGUGGGGCCGAACGCUGAGAUGGAGUACAGAAUUAUUGAGGGCGACGGCCUCGGGGUGUUCAGGGUCGAGCCAGACAAAGACACACAGGAAGGAGUCAUAACUCUGCUCAAGACUCUGGACUAUGAAACCAAGUCGAGCUACACCCUGAAAAUCGAAGCGUCCAACAGGCACGUGGACCCUCGGUACCGCUCUCAGGGUCCCUACAGCGACACGGCGACGGUCCGGCUCACGGUGGACAACGUGGACGAGCCGCCCGUCUUCUCCGCACCCGUCAGCAAGAUGGUCGUCUCGGAGGCGGCUAAAGUGGGAACCAUCAUCGGCUCGGUGUCGGCCGCCGACCCCGACGUCACCAACAGCCCCAUCAGGUACUCGAUCGACCGCAACACAGACCUGGAGCGCUUCUUCAACAUCGAUGCCAUGACCGGGGUCAUCAGCACUGCCAAAGCUUUAGACCGAGAGGUCAACGCGGUCCACAACAUCACCAUCCUUGCCAUCGAGAGCCUGGACCCGUCGCAGGUGGGGAAAGGAAUCACCCUGAUCACGGUGAUGGACGUCAACGAUAACGCUCCUGUCUUCGCCAUCGAGUACGAGACCUUCCUGUGCGAGUCGGCUACACCGGGCCAGGUGAUCGAGACCAUCAGCGCGGUGGAUAAAGACGAGCCUCCCAGCGGUCAUCGCUUCUUCUUCUCACUCACCGCCGACACUGCUGGGAACCACAACUUCACCCUGCGAGACAACAAAGAUAACACGGCGUCGGUCCUGACGAAGCGUGGCGGUUUUCACCGGCGGGAACAGUCUCUGUACCGUCUGCCCGUGUUGAUAGUGGACGGCGGGAGUCCGGCCCUCAGCAGCACCAACACUCUCUCAAUACGGGUGUGUGAGUGCGACCCUGACGGAGCUCCGCAGGCCUGCGGCACCGAGGCCUUUCUGCUGACCGCCGGACUGAGUACCGGAGCCCUGACCGCCAUCCUGGCCUGCAUCCUCACGCUGCUGGUUCUGGUGCUGCUCAUCGUGACGGUGCGGCGGAGAAAGAAGGAGCCACUGAUCGUGGACGACGAGCGCGACGUGCGCGAGAACAUCGUGCGCUACGACGACGAGGGCGGCGGUGAGGAAGACACCGAGGCCUUCGACAUGGCGGCCCUGCGCCACCUCAACGCGGCGCGCGAGACCAAGACGCGGCGCGACGUGACGCCCGACAUCCCCGCCCUGUACCACAGCCGCCCCCCGGCGUACAAGGCGGCUCCGGAUCACGGCGUCUUCCGCGACUUCAUAUGGGAGCGUCUGAAGGAGGCGGACGUGGACCCGGGCGCCCCGCCCUACGACUCGCUGCAGACCUACGCCUUCGAGGGGAACGGCUCGGCCGCGCAGAGCCUCAGCUCGCUGGAGUCGCUGAGCUCCAACUCCGAGCACAACUACGACUUUCUGAGCGACUGGGGGCCACGGUUUAAAAAGCUGGCCGACCUUUACGGGCACGGAGAGGGCAGCAGCGUGUUCUCAUCGUAG